CUGUGCCGACAUGUGUGAGCAAGGUCACACGGUGUACCAGCGCUCGGUUGAACCGUAGCUUCGCUGUGUUCGCUCCUCAAACUGCCGCCGUCCUCUCCCCUUCACACCGUCACAGCCAUGGCGGACAGCGCAAGCGAGAGCGACACCGACGGCGCGGGCAGCAGCUCGGCCACACCGAUGUCGACCUCCGCCUCGAAUUCGGGCAAACCGAGCAUAGUGAUCUCCCAGUUCCGUCUGGAGGAGCUGACGAACCGCCUGGCCUCACUGCAGCAGGAGAACAAAGUUCUGAAGAUCGAGCUGGAGACGUUCAAACUCAAGUGCAAAGCCCUGCAGGAGGAGAACCGGGACCUCCGCAAGGCUAGCGUCACCAUCCAAGCGAGAGCCGAGCAGGAGGAGGAAUUUAUCAGCAACACCCUGUUCAAGAAGAUCCAGGCCCUCCAGAAGGAGAAAGAGACCUUGGCGGUCAACUAUGAGAAGGAAGAGGAGUUUCUCACCAAUGAACUGUCAAGGAAACUCAUGCAUCUCCAGCAUGAGAAGGCGGAGUUGGAGCAGCACCUGGAACAGGAGCAGGAGUUCCAGGUUAACAAGCUCAUGAAAAAGAUCAAGAAGAUGGAGAACGAAACCAUCUCAAAGCAGCUAACACUGGAACAGUUGAGGCGGGAGAAGAUCGACCUUGAGAACACAUUAGAGCAGGAACAAGAAGCCCUGGUCAACAGACUGUGGAAACGGAUGGACAAACUGGAGGCUGAGAAAAGAAUCCUUCAGGAGAAGUUGGACCAGCCCGUGUCAGCUCCUCCCUCCCCAAGAGAUGUUUCCAUGGAGAUAGACUCACCGGAGAACAUGAUGCGGCAUAUCCGCUUCCUGAAGAAUGAGGUGGAGAGGCUUAAGAAAAGCCUGCGCACCACUGAGCUGCAGCACACAGAGAAGCGUGCCCAGUACAUUGAGGAGGAGCGACACAUGAGGGAGGAGAACAUCCGGCUGCAGAGAAAGCUUCAGAGAGAGAUGGAGCGCAGGGAGGCCCUGUGCAGACAACUGUCUGAGAGUGAAUCCAGUCUGGAGAUGGACGACGAGAGGUACUUCAAUGAGAUGUCUGCACAGGGCUUGCGAGCGAGGACCGUGUCCAGCCCCAUCCCCUACACCCCCUCCCCCAGCUCCAGCCGACCCAUAUCACCAGGUCUCUCAUAUGGCAGCCACACAGUGGGCUUCACCCCUCCAGCUACACUGUCUAGAGCUGGCAUCUCCCACUACAACACUCCUGCCCUGCACGUUCACGGAAGCUCCUCUCACGCCGUAGCAAGGCCCUCUCCAAGAAGAAGCACCAGCCCGGACAAAUUCAAGCGACCAACGCCCCCACCCUCCCCCAACACGCACUCAGGGGCCCAGCAGGCUCAGCCUCAGCUACCCCCACCAGCGCAGCCCAUGGUCCAGUCCAUGUCCUCCCCGGCAGCUAUGUCGCAGCAUGCAGCAGCACAUCAUCCUCCCUCCCAGCCUUAACGCCACACACAAGUCUCUGUCUUUGUGCGUGAGUGCGCCCACUGAAUGGCACGACGCUACCGCAACAGCAGCUUCCAUCAUUACCAGCUCUGGAAGUCAAGUUUCUUAAUCUCUACCAACUCCACAAAAGAAGCAGCUUCAACAAGUUUUAGGGUGGAAAGAAACAAGUCGGCAGCUGAAUGAAGCAAGCCGCCUGCCAAAUCCACACGUGGCGUUACUUAACUUCACUUUUAAGGAAUGGAUGGACAGAAAAAUAAUCGCUUCUGGGAUUUGUAGGCCAAUGUUCUGUUCCAUCUUCUGUCUUGUACAUGUUAUGUUUUUGUUUUAUUUGCUUGGGACUGUAGCUGGUUGGAAUUGUUGUUGUGGCGCUUCUAAGAUAGCACAAACAGCACAUGAAGUAAGUGUCAUGGUGGUGUUUUCUGAUAGGUUGGAUGUUUGGAUCAGUGGAUGAAUGUAUGCUUAGAGAAAUUGAUGAAUUGAUAGAUGGAUGUGGUUGAUUCUUUGCGAGCCUAUAAUAUGACACUCAACCGCAGUAAUGUCCACCAUUCCAGCUCAUCCCCCUGCCCCCUUUAGGUCUCCGAAGCAGUGUCAACAUUCCACCCCCCCGACCGCAAGUUUGAACAGCUUUGAUUAGGUCAACAAGAGUUGUCACAGAAGACUGCUGGGAGUUUCUCCACUAUAGGGCAUUGAUCAAACAGGGCAUGUCCCACAGUUAUUUUAGUCUUUUGAAAGCAUUCGAGGCUCUGCAGCUUUUCAGUUCAAAUGAAAAGGGAAAAAAAACAAACAUCAUGGAGGACGGGUGCGGGGACAUAAACCACAGAUAAAUGUUGCCUUUUGAGGUGUAUAAAAAUGUAGUCUGAGGUGUUACAACUUAGUCAUGUACUCGGUCUCUUCUCUGCUCUUCUCUCUCUGGUGUAUUUCUGAAAGCUUCUAUCAUCCUUAUGGAUAUUCCUCAUCAGAAAAAGGAAAAAAAAAACAUAAUGCUCUUUACACUAAAUAUACAUACUGCUAAAAACAUUCUAAAUGAAUGGUACUGUUGAACUAAAUUUCUAUGUAUGAUUAAAGCUCUUGAGAUGACAACUUCUGUUUUUAAUUGUCAAUUUUAUGGAUAGCAUUGUGACAACUGCAAGGGUUUACCAUUGACGAGCUUUGUAGACUUUGUAGGAACAGUCAUGUUUUUCAGAAGACGUCCGUUUCAUCAAACACAGAAUUUAACGGAUCGAUGCAAUGGUUCCACUUGGGUUUGAUCUUUUUGUGUGUUUAGCUUCACUGGAUUGUUUCCUUUAAAUCAUGAUGUCCCACUAAACCCCCACAGCAGUUGAUGGAAAGUGUUUGUGCCUUAAAUAAAACUCCACCAUCAGACCUCACAGAACAAUCCCCUUUAGUUGCAUUUAGUGUUGCACGUGCACGGAGGUAUCUAAAGAUUUUACCAUCCAGCUUAAUGAGAAACAUGUUAAACUGAGCUCUCAGGCUUACCUACAGUUGAAAACUGGUAAGGCUUCAUUUUUCAUUUUUGUCUUUUGUGACUUGUGAUCUUUACCGAAAUAAACAAUAAUUAUUGGGUGGACUGCCACAAAAGUU
Platichthys flesus (European flounder) is the source of this 3075-nucleotide messenger RNA. RefSeq names its product coiled-coil domain-containing protein 6-like. The transcript is spliced from 9 exons. NCBI's taxonomy places the organism in Eukaryota, Metazoa, Chordata, Actinopteri, Pleuronectiformes, Pleuronectidae. The record is from RefSeq and is a predicted model, not a curated record. The coding region runs from base 118 to 1494 and encodes 458 amino acids.